AUGUCGACGCCGAGUCGCAAGUUUGUCCCCAAGAUUCCCUCCCCCAUCUCCUCACCGUCAGUCGCCCUCUCGUCGUCCAAGAUGUCGGACGGGCUGGCGGGAGAUCCAUUGCACUCUGCCCUCCUCAUCCGAGUCAAGCGCAGGAGGGAGGAGGAGCCGCUCGAUGCUCUGCUGGUCGCGGAGCCUCCGAGCAAGCGGCAGUCCAUCCUCACGGAGAUGGGAGCGCUUUCCCUGUCCUCCCAUGCUGCAGACUCGAAAGAGGCGCAGGGGGCAAGCAAUGGAGAGGAGCGGCCCGCAGAGUCUCCCAUGCUCUUCCGGCUCGUCCAGAGCGUCUCCAACUCGUCGACGUGCGAGCCGCACGUGCGGGACAACACGGUGAACGAGUCGCUAGACAGCUCGGCGCUGAAUGCGGAGAAAGUCAGAGAGAUCAUCCGGCGAAUGUCCGACAAGAAGUCAACCCCCAGGGCUGGAAUCCUGAGGAAGCGGGAGGACUGGCAGAGAUCAGAUGGCAUGUCGGCCGACGACUCGUUGGAGCGAAGGAAGGGAAAGCACUUGCAUGGCACCAAGGUUGCCCGAUCCUGCAUGGUCGAUGCGAGCAGGCAGAGUGUCUUUGAUGUGCAAGAAGACAGCAUGCCGCGUGUUCGGAUCGUGGACGUUGCAGUUGAGGCGGACAAGGACGGGUUGCUCUCAGCGAAGAAGAAGAAGCCAGAGAUCUUUGACGAUGCCAACGCGUCCGUGGACUUCGACCAUGGGUUCCACUCCUUCAGGAGCGACGGCGAGCUCGCCUGCAACGGAGAGGUGAUCGAACGCGAAGUUUUCUCCCCGGCGCAGCGUCCCAGGACGGAGGAGGGUGAAGACUCGGAGUUCGUCUACGACUACUACUGGAUGGACCCGGCCAGCGCGUCAAACUUCAGCCCACUCUCGAGGAUCGGAAGGAUCAACCUGGACGUGAGCGAGCUGUGGGACGAUGACCUGCUGGACUGCGGCGGUGAGGACCCCACCUUCCUGUAUGAAUCUGAAGACUCGAACGCGGAGGACAACCCCCGCAACGACUACCCCGACGAGGAGGAGAGCGACUUCGACGAGGAGAACCUGUCGGACGAUGACUUCGAUCGAUCCUCCCUCGGCGGGCUGUAUGAGAAGCGCCUCAGGAGGGACAUGGUGAACGACCUCUCCGAUGACGACUUGGACCUCUACGAUGACCAGGAGGCCUUCAAGGCCUCUUCCAGCAGGUUUGCCUAUGACAUGAGCGAAGACUCGGACGAGUGA
Messenger RNA from Guillardia theta CCMP2712, 1269 nucleotides. RefSeq lists its product as hypothetical. The coding region runs from base 1 to 1269 and encodes 422 amino acids. NCBI's taxonomy places the organism in Eukaryota, Cryptophyceae, Pyrenomonadales, Geminigeraceae. The transcript is spliced from 6 exons. The record is from RefSeq and is a predicted model, not a curated record.